Mus pahari (shrew mouse) is the source of this 4790-nucleotide messenger RNA. RefSeq names its product cadherin 7 (gene Cdh7). Gene Ontology annotation, cellular component: plasma membrane; adherens junction; catenin complex. Gene Ontology annotation, biological process: cell-cell junction assembly; cell morphogenesis; homophilic cell-cell adhesion. Lineage: Eukaryota; Metazoa; Chordata; Mammalia; Rodentia; Muridae. The record is from RefSeq and is a predicted model, not a curated record. Gene Ontology annotation, molecular function: cadherin binding; calcium ion binding. The transcript is spliced from 12 exons. Bases 962 to 3319 code for a protein of 785 amino acids.
GGAGCCGGACAGAUAAGUGAGCAAAGAGCGGGAGUAGGGGGGAGGGUAUCCGUGCGGAGUUUCCCGUGGCGUUCCCAAGUUACUGCGUGUUGUGUUGAGACGUGCUUCUGCCUGGCAGGACAGGAGUGAGGACUGAGUUCUCCCGAGCUCGGCCGAGAAAGCAGUGUUGACAAGACACCAGGUGCAACGAGAGGGAAGUAGUCAGGGUGAGAGAGAAUCCCAAUCCCAGCCCACUCCAGAUGCAGAGGUAAACACUCGCCGUCUCCACCGCUGUCCUCUAAGAGGUACCCAGCGGAUCUUUCCGUGGACCUUGGACUGAUGCUGGCACAACUCGGAGCAGAUUGUGCCACCGCUUUCUGCAGAGGUCUGAGGCUGGAAGGAGGUGUGUGCCUUGUGUAAGCAGGAGCAGGAUUCCUUUGAACCAUCUGCCCUGGACCUCUUUGGCCUUAUGUGAAUGUGGAACUCAAGUAUGGUUGCUCUUUUUUACCCCCCUAGUAAUUAGUAUUCCGUUGGUCAGGUGCAUCUUUAGGGUUUGCCUCCACUUCGCCUCUUUGUACCUUUGGUGUGAGCUGGGAAAAGGGCACCCUGCUUCUCUGGAAUUCAUCCUGGACUUGGACAUCUUCGUGGGUUCACUUGGCGCAAGGCUAGUUGCUGGUAUUCAGCCUUCCAGCCUUCCAACGUGGAUUAAUACAAAAGGACCUUAGCUUUGAAUGGCUUCCCGGUUUAGAUCAUUAACCCUUCGGAUUUCUUAGAUGUCAUAGUUCAGGAACCUAUUACGCCAUUCCUUGGCAACGGCUACUCAGCACUGGUGACCUCUUCCAGUCCAACACUCUACAAAUUAUUAUCUCUGGACUCCCAGCUGACACACUGCCGGAGGCAAGAGCUACGAAGCCAACUAGAACUGUGCCUUUUCUCUUGUCAAGGUUUUUUUCUUAUACAGGAAAAAGGAAGAAAAAAAAAGAUGAAGCUGGGCAAAGUGGAGUUGUGCCAUUUUCUACAGCUUAUAGCUCUCUUCCUUUGCUUCUCUGGGAUGAGUCAAGCUGAGCUGCCAAGGUCCAGAUCCAAGCCAUACUUCCAGUCAGGAAGGUCCCGGACCAAGCGCAGCUGGGUUUGGAAUCAGUUCUUCGUGCUGGAAGAAUACAUGGGUUCAGAUCCCCUCUAUGUAGGGAAGCUCCACUCUGAUGUUGAUAAAGGAGAUGGUUCCAUCAAGUACAUCUUGUCAGGCGAAGGGGCAAGUUCAAUUUUCAUUAUUGAUGAGAACACUGGUGAUAUCCAUGCUACCAAGAGACUGGACCGGGAGGAGCAGGCCUAUUAUACACUGAGGGCCCAAGCUCUGGACAGACUCACCAACAAGCCUGUGGAGCCCGAAUCAGAGUUUGUUAUCAAAAUUCAGGAUAUCAAUGACAAUGAACCCAAAUUUCUAGAUGGUCCAUACACAGCAGGAGUUCCUGAGAUGUCUCCUGUAGGAACUUCAGUGGUACAAGUGACAGCAACAGAUGCCGAUGAUCCUACCUAUGGCAACAGUGCUCGAGUGGUCUAUAGUAUUCUGCAAGGACAGCCAUAUUUCUCAGUGGAACCCAAAACAGGGGUCAUCAAGACUGCCCUUCCAAACAUGGAUAGAGAGGCUAAAGACCAGUAUUUGCUUGUCAUUCAGGCAAAGGAUAUGGUUGGUCAAAAUGGCGGACUGUCUGGAACCACCUCAGUUACCGUGACCCUAACUGAUGUCAAUGAUAACCCACCUCGCUUUCCAAGAAGAUCUUAUCAGUAUAAUGUUCCAGAAUCUUUGCCUGUGGCAUCAGUUGUGGCCAGAAUUAAAGCUGCAGAUGCAGAUAUAGGAGUCAAUGCAGAAAUGGAAUACAAAAUAGUGGAUGGUGAUGGACUGGGUAUUUUCAAGAUAUCUGCUGACAAAGACACACAAGAAGGAAUCAUUACAAUACAAAAGGAACUGGAUUUUGAAGCCAAAACAAGUUAUACACUGCGCAUAGAAGCUGCAAAUCGAGAUGCUGAUCCCCGGUUUCUGAGCUUGGGUCCAUUCAGUGACACAACAACAGUUAAGAUAAUUGUGGAAGAUGUGGAUGAGCCCCCUGUUUUUUCCUCACCCUUGUAUCCCAUGGAGGUGUCAGAAGCGACACAGGUGGGGUAUAUCAUUGGCACUGUAGCAGCUCAUGACCCAGAUUCUUCCAACAGCCCUGUGAGAUAUUCAAUUGACAGAAACACAGACUUGGAGAGGUAUUUCAAUAUUGAUGCCAACAGUGGAGUUAUUACUACUGCUAAAUCAUUGGAUCGAGAGACAAAUGCUGUUCAUAACAUUACAGUCCUCGCAAUGGAAAGCCAGAAUCCAUCCCAGGUGGGGAGAGGCUAUGUGGCCAUCACUAUACUGGAUAUUAAUGACAACGCACCUGAGUUCGCCAUGGACUAUGAAACCACUGUCUGUGAAAAUGCUCAGCCAGGGCAGGUUAUCCAGAAAAUCAGCGCAGUAGAUAAAGAUGAGCCAUCCAAUGGACACCAGUUUUACUUCAGCUUAACAACAGAUAUGACAAAUAACCACAACUUUUCAUUGAAAGAUAACAAAGACAAUACAGCCUCAAUACUCACAAGAAGAAAUGGCUUCCGCAGACAGGAACAAUCAGUUUAUUAUCUGCCUAUUUUCAUUGUGGACAGUGGAUCUCCUUCACUAAGCAGUACCAACACACUUACCAUCCGUGUAUGUGACUGUGACGCUGAUGGCAUAGCUCAGACCUGCAAUGCAGAGGCCUAUGUUCUACCUGCUGGCCUCAGCACUGGGGCCUUAAUAGCAAUACUGGCCUGUGUCCUGACACUAUUGGUGCUGAUCCUUCUCAUCGUCACUAUGAGAAGACGAAAAAAAGAGCCUCUCAUUUUUGAUGAGGAGAGGGAUAUCAGAGAAAACAUAGUCAGAUAUGACGAUGAAGGCGGGGGAGAAGAAGACACAGAAGCCUUUGACAUGGCUGCACUGAGAAACCUCAAUGUCAUAAGAGACAACAAAACUCGGAGAGAUGUGACUCCUGAAAUUCAGUUCUUGAGUCGACCGACUUUUAAAAACAUCCCAGAUAAUGUCAUUUUUAGGGAAUUUAUUUGGGAACGACUGAAAGAAGCUGAUGUGGAUCCAGGGGCUCCACCGUAUGACUCUCUUCAGACUUAUGCAUUUGAAGGAAAUGGCUCAGUAGCUGAAUCACUCAGUUCUUUAGAUUCCAUCAGCUCAAACUCUGAUCAGAAUUAUGACUACCUUAGUGAUUGGGGUCCCCGUUUUAAACGACUGGCUGAAAUGUAUGGAAAUGGCCAAGAGAGUUUGUACUCUUAGUCUUGGACCCUUACUUUGGAAUGCACUGAAUAAAAAGGCAGCAGGAAAAAAUUCAAAAGGAAAGAAAAGUGGAAAAUACUACAUGCAGUAACAGGAAUUCCACUUGUGGGACAAAAGGAGGUUGUAAAUAUGUCUCCAUUUUUAACUGUUAAGGCUUCUGCCCUUGUGAAACAUUCACUAGAUUAUCCAAGGGAUUUCACUGACCACAGACCAUUUGUAGUUGUGUUUUUUGUUUGUUUGUUUAUUUUGUUUUGGAUUUUCUGUUUGUGGUUUCAUACAAAAGAAAUACUUAGUGGUUUGUGAAUAGAUAGCAACUUUCAUAUACCUGCAAAGGCACCUAACCUGCCUGAUAAAGUAAUGUCCUGUGUUGUCAGGGAGCCAAAGGCACCUGGCUCUCAUGUUCAUGGUACCCUCUGUAAGAAGAAUAGUGCCUGGUACACCAUUCAAAAAAUCUGAGACCUUCUUGCCUAUCAAAACUUGGAAGAAUUUUAUCUCUACUAAAGCUUUUAAGAUUGCUAUAAAAGGUAUAGUUCAACAGAAUUUUAUCACUGUUGGUGCACAUAAAUAUUUUAUUUUAUUUAUCAAUAUAUACAUUCUUGUAAUAACUUCCCUAAGUGAUAAAUGGAAUAAAAAAACAAUAAUUUAACACAACAUAAGUCAUUGUUUUGCCAAUAAAUUAUAUGCAGUGUUCCAAGUAAGAAAAAAAUGGUAAAUAAUUCUCCAAGUUUGAAGUAGUUUUGAAACUCUCAUGUAUAUAAGAUUUAAACAAGUAGUUGCUGUCUAUUUGUUAACUUUUAUUACCUCUUCUGAUUUGUACAGGAGAAUAUAUUUUUUUUAAAACAUAGUGUUGUGUUUAUUUUGGAACUCUAGCCUCCAUUCAGUUCAGGUUGAUCUUACUGGCUCAUGGUAUUAAGCUCAUAUGCACAUGAUGACUUUUCUCAGCAUAAACUGCAGGAAGGACAUGAAGCAUGGAAAAUGAAGUGACACAGCACAGCAGUAGAACGUCAUUGCUACACACAUCUCAAAGGAAAGCAUGGCUGUAAGGUCAUAUAUAUUGUCCUUCUGAGCCACAAGUGUAUACAAAACUGUGGGAACAAAGCAUUUGAAUUUCAGUAAGACUUGGGAAUAUUGACGUUUUUCUUUAACUUAGAAAUAAAUUUCCAAAAUCAAGUGUUCUAUAUGUUCCAAAGACUUUCAAGGACCUUUCAGCCUUUUCUGCUGUAAACACAUUGAGUAAAAGACUGAAAUUUAAGUAUACUUUACAAAGUAUGAUGUUAUACAUUUCAACCUGUUGUGUCAUGCCAGAAUUGAAUGAUGUGUAAGUUCUCUAGUUGUUAAGAUGUGCCAAAGUGAAGAGAUUAAUUUCAAGUAAUCAUACAUGUUUAAUGUUGAGAUGAAUGUCUCAGAAUCCAAUGACUUUUUAAAACAAAAUGAUAUUUCUACUUAUUUUUCCUAGAUGAAUACUAAUUUA